Messenger RNA from Acaulospora morrowiae, 470 nucleotides. Lineage: Eukaryota; Fungi; Glomeromycota; Glomeromycetes; Diversisporales; Acaulosporaceae. The record is from the annotation of a GenBank genome assembly.
AUAUGAUGCCAUUUUGGGAAAGCCCUGGUUGUAUCAAAUCAACCCCCACAUUGACUGGAGAACCAACACCCUCUCCCUUAAUGAUGGACCGCGCAACAUCAAAAUCUCUGCCAGCACCUCCCGGACCACAAAGAAACCUGAGUGCCACUCUCUUCUUAUUUCCAGACACCAACUUGUAAGAACACCUGCCGACGAAGAAAUAUUUGCUGUAUGCGCCACCUCUGAAGAAGUCACACCCAAGGAAACAUACCUCUCUCCUGAAGAAGCCAUCAUAUUAAAAGAGUUUGCUAAUGUUUUCCCUGCUGAACUGCCCAAUCAGCUGCCACCUAAGCGAAAAAUUGACCAUGCUAUCGAUCUGGUACCUGGAGCCGAGCUACCCUCAAGACCCACCUAUCGGUUGUCCUAUGUUGAGAUAGACGAACUUAAGAAGCAACUCGCUGACCUCACCGCCAAGGGAUUUAUUCGACCCA